AAAAACACAUCAUUCUUCCUCUUCUAUAUGUUCUCAAUUCUCAAUUGAAAUUAAAACCAGAACCGAAUCGGAAACAAUGACCAGUGGUUGUGGUAGGGUUCUUCGGCGAUUGGUAAGAUUAGCACAAUCGGAGACGAAGAGGAACAACAAUUCUCUCGUCUUCAUACCUCGCCGCCUCGCCGCCGCAACGCCGUCGUUCCUCGCUCCCAAUGCCGCUGCUGCUUUCUCCUCUUCCUCCGCCUCCCCUCUUCCAUUUCUCCGAUUCUCCACCGGACAAAGGAGAGCCAUGUUCAUCCAAACGCAGUCGACUCCAAACCCCUUGUCUCUCAUGUUUCACCCUGGCAAGCCUGUUAUGGAAGUUGGAAGCGCCGACUUCCCCAACCCUCGUUCCGCCAUGAAUUCUCCCCUCGCUAAAUCACUCUUCGCCAUCGACGGGAUUACUCGUAUCUUCUUUGGAUCGGAUUUCGUCACGGUUACCAAAUCCGAAGAUGCUUCCUGGGAAUUCCUUAAGCCUGAAAUCUUCGCCGCUAUCAUGGACUUCUACUCUUCCGGCCAGCCCCUCUUUUUGGACUCUCAGACUUCUGCUGCCAUGGAUACUGCUAUCAAAGAUGAUGAUUCUGAAAUAGUUGCGAUGAUCAAGGAGUUGCUGGAAACCCGUAUUCGACCAGCUGUGCAAGAUGAUGGUGGGGACAUUGUAUAUAGAGGCUUUGACCCAGAUACCGGAAUAGUGAAACUUCAAAUGCAAGGAGCAUGUAGUGGCUGCCCGAGUUCAUCAGUUACUCUAAAAUCCGGCAUCGAAAAUAUGCUGAUGCAUUAUGUACCUGAGGUCAAAGGUGUGGAACAAGAAUUGGAUCCUGAGGGUGAGGAAGCAGCAUUAAGUGGACAAAUGGAGUAGUUAAUCAGUCUAACAACAGUACAUGAUGGAAACAAAAGGUGUGAGUGUAUAUGCAAACAAAUAUAUGAAAUAAGUUGUCAGUUUGAUACAUUGUAGUAUGGCAUGAAAUUUUGGUCUAGUUAGAUCUCACUGACAUGGUAUGAAGUAGUUUGUUACUCAAGGACGGCACGCUGUACUCUCAAUUUGUCCUACUUAGCUAUGGUUCUAGGUGCUCCGAAAAAGUACAAGCAUUGUUUGCCAAUUGUUUGUCUUCAGCGUUCAGACACACAUGUACUGAUUAUCCAUCACUCGGUAACUAGUGAUUCUCUCCUUUUUAGUGUUCAAUGGAGACCAGCAAAAAGGCAUUGAUCAUUGUUGUUUUAUUGCCAACUAUUUGUAUUCUAGGGUUGGUCCCCAUGUACUCUAUUGCUAGCUGCAUACAAUUUCUUUAUUAAUUUCAUAACAGCCAACAGGGGCCAGUCAUGUAAUAAGGUGUCCCUGACUCUGGUUUUUGCAUGAAAUCUUGACUAAUUGCAUCCAUAUUUUCUGUACCUCUUUUACAUGGCAUAUUUAGGUAUUUAAUGUUAUUUUACUGGAGAAUUUUUUUGCGUUG
Molecule: messenger RNA, 1487 nt
Organism: Lotus japonicus
Lineage: Eukaryota; Viridiplantae; Streptophyta; Magnoliopsida; Fabales; Fabaceae
Product: nifU-like protein 4, mitochondrial
Exons: 5
Coding region: 77-895 (272 amino acids)
Biological process (GO): iron-sulfur cluster assembly
Cellular component (GO): mitochondrion
Molecular function (GO): iron ion binding; iron-sulfur cluster binding
Source: RefSeq, a predicted model, not a curated record